AUGAGUAAAAUUGAGCAACGUCUCGCAACAAUACCUCAGGGAGAAGCGGCUGUUUGCAGUACUGUUCGAGACAAAAGCGCAUCAGGACGGAGGGAUGAAAAAAAAGAACUAAUCGAAGGAAGAGUUGAGCCGGAAAUGAACGCACGAACAACCUCAAUGGGUAGGUAA
Entrophospora sp. SA101 is the source of this 168-nucleotide messenger RNA. NCBI's taxonomy places the organism in Eukaryota, Fungi, Glomeromycota, Glomeromycetes, Entrophosporales, Entrophosporaceae. The record is from the annotation of a GenBank genome assembly.